GCUACAGACAGCGGCCUGUACCUCCGAGCACCGGAUGGCAGCCUCUCACCGUUCUCCUUAAAACUGUUUGUUUGUUAAGAAAAGCGUAACCAGCCUUGGUGAUACAAUUUCAUCUCUAUUUUUGGUUAAUCUAAGGAUUUAUCGGUGGUGUUAUAGAAGAACGUCGACACCGAUAAACUUAAGCUGUUAGAUGCAGGGCAAUGAAUCUACAGUACCGGUACCGUAAUGACCCGAGACUGCAGACGCGCUCGGACCCGAGACCUCCACGGGGUGUGGAGGAGCCUCCGAGGAGGAGCAGGUUUACAAACGCUACACCUCAGGACAGCAGGGUUGAGUGGAGGGAAGCCAGACCUUCUUACCAGAACUGUGAGGACCCAGACGGGGUACCGCUCACCGAGGUGGACCCUGAGCUGUUGAGAAAGAAGCAAAUGCUUCAAAAGUUGAAUGAAAAAAUCUUGCACACGAAAGCUUCCAUCGCCAUCAAAUCGGUUAAAGCGCAUGUAAAUGUGCCUCCUUUUCCAGCUGAUGUGCAAGAGUUACGAGCACCGGCUGAUUCCUGCGCAUUAUCUGCACCAGCUAAUUCACAGGCCUCGUCCGUGCCGGGUGGUUCUCAUGGCAUGCAGAUGAAAAUGUGCGAAGGUGGACCCCUCAGAGACAGAGUGAGAGAGAUUUUGCUGCAGCGUCAGUUCAGCCUUUAUUCAAAGCUCCAGUCGUCCAAAGAGAGAUUGAAAUCAUCAACACUGAGCAAGGAGCGUCUGCAGCAGGAGCAGCAUCCGCUGAAGCUCAGAGUGAAGGCGCUGAGGACGCACAGACUUGGUCACACCAGUGUUUUACCGACUAACAAAGAGAAGGUUUCUGAUGUCCCCCUGCCCCCUCCCAGACAGAGCGUUACAUCUCCUGUGAGACAGGAGAUCAGCUCCAGCAAAGGAUUUGAGCUCCUCGUCAAUGUGCUCAACAAAGGAGCAGGCCCUAAGAUAAAAGAAACGGUUCCUGAUGUCCCCUUGCCCCAUCCCAGACAGAGCGUUACUUCACCUGUGAGACAGGAGAGCAGCUCCAGCAAAGGGUUUGAGCUCCUCCUCGAUGUGCUCAACAAAAGAGCAGGCCCUAAGAUAAAAGACAUGGCUCCUGAUGUCCCACUGCCCCCUCCCAGCCGGAGCGUUGCUUCUCCAGUGAAGGAGAAAACUGCUGUAAAGGGUUUUGAACGCUUCCUUAACGUGCUCAACAAAGGAGUCAACAUCAGUUCGCUCAGCAGUAAUGUCAAAGAGGAUCCAGAAAUUCCUGUCGUCUGUGUUAAAACCAAGUCGGAUCCGUUUCUCAGGCGUGAGAGCCUGCCGUCGGGAAGUGGAUCCUCGAGCAGGAGCAGCAGCACAGAGUCCAAAACCGGCUGGCUUGAUCGAGAGGAAUCUCUGCCUAAAGAUAUAGAGGAAAAGACUGCGACACAAGGCUCCAGUCUGGACUCCGGUGACCCGUCAACAUCUUCCCUGAAGGUGACGAAGAAGGAGGAGGAGGAAGAAGAAAACUCAGAUUUAGAGGAAAAGCGCAAACAGCUGCAGAGCAUUCUUAAAAGUCUGGGCUUGAAUCUGAACAUGGAGGAUCUGAGCAAACUAACGGAUUGCAAUAAUGAGAGGAUGUACGGGAAGAAGAGCGUCAAGAAAGAGAAGGACGUCAAGAAGGGGAAGAAAGUCAAGAAGGGGAAGAACGUCAAGAAGGGGAAGAACGUCAAGAAGGGGAAGAACGUCAGUAAGGUGAAGGGCGUCAAUAAAGAGAAAAACGUCAAGAAAGACGGAAGCGACAGCAAGGAGAAGCAGGAGAGAUGCAACAGAAGUAAAAAAUCACACUGCUCCUCCCCCUAUUUAUCUUCCUCCGCCUCUUCUUAUUCCACUUCUCAGUCCAGAAGUUUGAGUCGGUCCAGAAGUUUGAGUCGGAGCCCCUUUCAUGGGCGCUCUCGCAGCAGAAACCAGCGCAGCCGUUCUCGCAGCAGAAACCAGCGCAGCCGUUCUCGUGAAACGAGCCAAGAUGAAACCAGACGCCGCAGCAUGACGUCGUCACAGAGCCGUGGUCACAAAGAUGACGCGUUUCCUUUUCCUCAUUCUGCAGAUUACUUGUACAAGUGUGCCCAGUUCAUUAACUACUGCAACGCUUACAGCAGUGCUAUAAACCCCUACUGGUUCUACCAGCAGAACGAAAACAGCCAGCUUCCUGUUUCAUCUGAAAACUACUCUGAUCCUCAGUGCAGCAGGAACGACUCUGCUCAGAGAAAUCCAAGCGUCUACCCUUUUUCUUAUCAAGACUUUAUGGCGUCAAUGAAUACAGAAAAAGUAAACGUCUUGAGUGGAGAGGGCCGUUCUCAAUGCCUGAAGGUCAUCGUGGGGUCGCCGUCUCAGAACUCGAGGCGGCAUCAAAACAGGAAAGAAAGGAAAAGAUCAUUAUCAACAAGCAGUGAAAAGUGUUCCAAGAAGGAGGAGGAGGGACCGUCAAAGGCGACUUACUCAGAGAGGAAAGCCAUACCGGAGAUGGGGCGGAGCCUCAACGCUCGACGAUCAGAAGAACGGAAGACUUAUUUGCACCGAAUUGACAUUAGUCAUCCCAAAGAGGGGAGACGAAGGAGAUCAUCCUCGGAAAGGAGUGAAGAGUCUCCCAUGGAGAAGCAAAUGGGACCAUCGGCGGCAAUUUCCUCAAAGGUGAAAGCGUUACUGGCGGGGGUGCGGAGCCUCGACGCUCAACAGUCAGAAGAAGAAAAACCUCCGACAGAAAAGGUCGGUGCGUCGGAUGGGAGUUCUGGCUUGAGCGGAGCUGUCAAAUCCUGUCUUAAAAUCAAAGUGACACCAUCUCCAUCCUAUCUGGAAAAAGAGAGGAAAGCACGAGUGGAAGAGGAGAUAAAGACCAGGCUGAGGACAAAGCUUCUGGAUUUUACCCAGAAGGCGAAGGAGAUGACGAAGCGACAAUACCCAAACAUCAUUGAGCCUGCUGACUCUCUGGCCUCUGAGCUCAGUUAAUAUCUCUGGACUGUGGAGACAUUUAUACGAGGCAUUUCGGAUCAGAAACUUUCAUGUUUAAGGUUUUAUUUUUACACGUUCACUUUUACAGAAACAUCUGAAAUUUUACCUUCGUCUUCACGUUUAAACCUAAUCAUUCUCAAACUGUAAAAAAAAAAAAGUAAACUACGAAGUUUUAUUUCACAUUUUCUCCUGCUUCACAGCGAUAUUUUUACUUUAGUCCCCUCUUCGGUUCCCAUCUUGUACAAACUUCUUCAUGCUAAAUAUUUUAUGUUGUAGUUGAAAAGACACUUUUCUUGCCUAAAGGGGUUUGCGUUUAUUUCUUGGCCACUCGGAGUAAACUUUACAAGAAAACUUAACAGCUGCGGAUGACUUUCUUUAAAAACAAACAUUUUAAAAUUCAGUUUUCAGUCAUGAUCUUUCAUUUAGUAGC
Nematolebias whitei (Rio pearlfish) is the source of this 3429-nucleotide messenger RNA. RefSeq lists its product as uncharacterized. NCBI's taxonomy places the organism in Eukaryota, Metazoa, Chordata, Actinopteri, Cyprinodontiformes, Rivulidae. The transcript is spliced from 8 exons. Bases 201 to 2996 code for a protein of 931 amino acids. The record is from RefSeq and is a predicted model, not a curated record.